Molecule: messenger RNA, 912 nt
Organism: Rotaria sordida
Lineage: Eukaryota; Metazoa; Rotifera; Eurotatoria; Philodinida; Philodinidae
Source: the annotation of a GenBank genome assembly
AUGGAAAAUAAAUUAGGACAAUCAAUUCGAAAAACAAAUGAUUUGUUACAAAAAAACCAUGUCAAUUCUUCUUACAGCAGUGUUCGAAGAACAUUAAAAGAAGAUAUUAAAUUAAAACCCUGGAAACUAACUCGUUCACAAAAACUUAGCCCAAUACAACGGGAAGCACGUGUAAUUAGUGCAAAAAAGUUAUUAAAGAAAUUCGGGUUGAAUCCAACAAGAUCAAAUUCCAAGUGGAAACGCUUGGUGAAUACCGACUUUAGUGGUCGUGUCAGUUUAUUGCAGAAGCACAACAGUAAAAACAACAUCAUUUGGUCUACAAGUAAAACAACGAUUCCACUCGCAUUACAAAGUGUUCAUCAAGAAAAAUGCAGUCCAGGUGUCUUAUUGUAUGGUGCAAUUUCAUCUCGUGGUUUAAUUCCACCAACUGCAUCAGUUUUUAUUGAUGACUGGUUGAAAAUAGAAUGUCAAAAAAUUAAUAAAAAGAAACCUACCAUGGAUAGAUUUUUAUAUGUUAAAUUAGUAAAACAGCUGAAAAUUCAUAUCGAUCAAUUAUACGGUGAUGUCAAUGUGAUAUGGCAAGAUGAUGGAGAUUCUAAUCAUCGAUCUCAUUAUGCUUUGGCAAAAAUAAAUGAAAUUUCUGAUAAUCGUAUCAAUCCCGAAGAACAAUCGGAUAAAAUGGCUGAUGAAUGUUUGGUUUUAGAAAAACAACAAUCACACGAGUCUUCAGUGCAAUUAUGUCAACAAGUCGAAUGGAUCUAUAUUUUAAUUAAUACAACAAAUAAUAAUGAUAGUCCAGUUAAAAUUGAAAUGGAUAUUACGACACAUUCUGGCGAACAUUCAUCUGACUCUUCAUCGCCGUCGAUUAAUCUAUGUGAACGACGUGAGACAGAGCAAGCAAAACGAAUGUAA